Geosmithia morbida is the source of this 675-nucleotide messenger RNA. RefSeq names its product LicD family. NCBI's taxonomy places the organism in Eukaryota, Fungi, Ascomycota, Sordariomycetes, Hypocreales, Bionectriaceae. The record is from RefSeq and is a predicted model, not a curated record. The transcript is spliced from 4 exons. The coding region runs from base 1 to 675 and encodes 224 amino acids.
AUGGUGGAACCCCUUGCCGAGAAUGACCAGAGAGAUGCCAUCAAGGCUCUGAUCCAGACGUACCUGUCCACCUUCCACGAGCUGGGCGUCCAGACGUGGCUGAUGCACGGGUCGCUGCUGGGUUGGUGGUGGGGGAAGAAGAUCAUGCCGUGGGAUCUAGACGCCGACGUCCAGAUCAGCGAGGCCGACAUGUACUACCUUGCCGCCUACCACAACAUGACGACCUACUACUACAAGUACGAGGGCGCGCCGGAAGGGCGCUUCUACCUCUUGGAUCUGAACCCCCAUUAUGUGCACCGCGGCACGGAUGAUGUCCUCAACGUCAUCGACGCCAGGUGGGUCGACACCUCGACCGGUCUGUAUAUCGACAUCACGGCUGCCCGGUAUAACAUCGACCAUCCCCGGGGGGAGGGUAUCCUGUAUGACAAGAACGGCCACGAGUACAGAGCAACUGCUGACCGCACGAUGACGCAGGACACGUAUCUGUAUCCGCUGCUGGAGACGACGUUUGAAGGUGCCCCGGUUAAUAUCCCCUUCUCGUACAAGAAAAUGCUCGAGUCUGAGUAUGGAAAGAAGGCCCUCCAGAACACCCACUUCCAUGCUCAUAUCUUUGAUGAGAAAAGGAUGGAAUGGAUCGUGGACCCAACUGCGGCAACAGAGGAGGAAAAACCGUAG